Molecule: messenger RNA, 1631 nt
Organism: Bipolaris sorokiniana ND90Pr
Lineage: Eukaryota; Fungi; Ascomycota; Dothideomycetes; Pleosporales; Pleosporaceae
Exons: 5
Coding region: 62-1342 (426 amino acids)
Biological process (GO): pyruvate decarboxylation to acetyl-CoA
Cellular component (GO): intracellular membrane-bounded organelle
Molecular function (GO): pyruvate dehydrogenase (acetyl-transferring) activity
Source: RefSeq, a predicted model, not a curated record
CAACACCACCACUGCAGUCAACCCCGACUUCACCCCUCGUCCAUCCUGCUCGCCCUCCAGAAUGCUGUCCAGGACAAUUAGGCGGAGCAUUGCCUCACCCUUGAGGCGCAAUGCCAUCAUCCCUGUUGCGCGCCCCGCCUUCAGGUCUGUCACCACCGACGCCGCUUCAUCCCAUACCGACCCGGCCAAUGUGCCUUCAGAGGACGACAAGCCCUUUGAGAUCCGCCUCUCGGACGAGGCAUUCGAGACAUAUGAACUCGACCCGCCGCCAUACACCAUGGACGUCACCAAGAAGGAGCUGAAGCAGAUGUACUACGACAUGGUCGCUGUCCGACGCAUGGAAAUGGCCGCUGACAGGCUGUACAAGGAGAAGAAGAUUCGGGGUUUUUGCCAUCUGUCCACCGGUCAAGAGGCCGUCGCCGUCGGUAUCGAACACGCCAUUGAACGCGCCGACCAUCUCAUCACCGCCUACCGUUGCCACGGCUUCGCUCUGAUGCGCGGCGCGACCGUCAAGUCCAUCAUCGGUGAAUUGCUCGGCAGGAGAGAGGGUAUCGCCUACGGAAAGGGUGGAUCCAUGCACAUGUUCGCCCCCGGCUUCUACGGUGGAAACGGUAUCGUUGGUGCUCAGGUCCCCGUUGGUGCUGGUAUCGCCUUCGCAUGCCAGUACACCAAUAAGAAGAACGUUACCCUGGCCCUCUACGGAGACGGUGCUUCCAACCAGGGUCAAGUCUUCGAGGCUUUCAACAUGGCUAAGCUCUGGAACUUGCCUGUCAUUUUCGGUUGCGAGAACAACAAGUAUGGUAUGGGUACCGCUGCCAACCGCUCAUCUGCCCUCACCGAUUACUACAAGCGUGGUCAGUACAUUCCCGGUCUGAAGAUCAACGGCAUGGACGUCCUUGCCGUCAAGGCCGCCGUCAAGUACGGAAAGGAGUACGCUGCCGCUGGCAAGGGUCCCCUCGUUUACGAAUACGUCACCUACCGUUACGGAGGACACUCCAUGUCGGACCCCGGAACCACAUACCGAACCCGUGAGGAGAUUCAGCGUAUGCGCAGCACAAACGACCCUAUUGCCGGCCUCAAGCAGAAGCUCCUUGACUGGGGCGUCACGUCCGAGGAGGAGCUCAAGUCCAUCGACAAGCAGGCCCGUUCUGACGUCGAUGCUGAGGUUGCCGAGGCGGAAAACAUGGCUCCCCCCGAGCCCACCGGCAAGGUCCUGUACGAGGACAUCUAUGUCCGCGGCUCCGAGCCUGAGUUCCUGAGGGGACGCAUUCCCGAGGAGAACUUCUACUACACUGAGCACGACAUGGGUGGUGAGAAGAAGCCUGUCGCCAGGACAGCAUAAAGGCUCUCCCUUUUUUACGAGAUUUAGACAUCCCCGCACAUGAGCCGUAGGGGAGCAUGUGGCGCAGGGAAAGAAGGGGAAUUGUAAUUCUAGGAUUUUGAAGGCUUUCUACAUGCGUGUAAACAGCCAAGGAGCAUAGUUCGUGCAUUGAAUGACAUUCUUGAAACCAUCCCCUUCUUUCUAUUUCAUGGGCACAAUGAUGAUUUUUGAAAUUUCCAAUCUCCGUAAUUUUAGCAGGGUGACGUAUGGCGUGCAUGUUUUCAUGUUGAAUUGCGAUUAUAUUGGAUUU